Molecule: messenger RNA, 1197 nt
Organism: Chaetura pelagica (chimney swift)
Lineage: Eukaryota; Metazoa; Chordata; Aves; Apodiformes; Apodidae
Exons: 2
Coding region: 1-1197 (398 amino acids)
Source: RefSeq, a predicted model, not a curated record
AUGGAAAAGGAGAUUCAUACGGGGAAAUCCUCCCCUAGUGUUGAUCCCGAGAUACUGUUUAAGAUUUUGGAAACUUGUAAUGCCCGCCCGUCAGUCUCGGGACAGGACUGGGCUAAAGGAAAUUGGUACAAUUUGCAGAGUGUGGCAGAUCGUAUCUCUGCAUUACAAAAGGAGGCCAAGUGGCGAUUCAGGAAAGGGAAAGGCAUAGUAUGUGCUGUGCUUGGAGCCUGCCUGGCGGCGGCGUCACAGCAUCCAGCUGACUGCCAGACCCAGAAAGGAAAAGUUAUCGAGUCUUUGCAAACAUUAGUCGGGUCGUUACAGGACCAAAUUGCUGGCCUUGAAAGAGAGAAUGUUGAGCUUCAGGAAGAAAGACACACAGCAGAUAUCUUGCACUUAUCUCUUGGAUUGUUCGAGACAAACACUGUAAAUUCUGAAUGCCACAAUCCGCAACAGGAGCUGCGGGAAGCUAAAGCCCGACCAGAUAAAACUCCACAGUUAUGCCCCCUGAUUAAAAGGGAAUACUAUUAUGAGGACCUGGAUGACCAACAGCCUUCCUCGGUAACUAAGGAGGUCCCCUAUUCAGCCACUGAGUUGGCAAAGCUAAAGAAAGAAUUUGGAUGUAACCCCAAAGGGUCAGAAACGGAGUAUGUGUGGCGAGUCUCUUUGUCCGGGGGUGACCAAAUUUUAUUAACUGAGAAAGAGGCCAAAGGAUACUGGGGACCCGGUGUGUUUUUAACUACUGGUGACCAGAGGGCCCCGUGGUCACUCACACAACGCGCCGCUUAUUGGUCUGGUGGAUUAGACCCCCUAGAGAGGGGGGACCCUUUGGCUAUUGUUGGAACCAUGGAACAAAUAUUAGAGAGCGUACAAAAAGCAGCCUGUUUGCAGAUGAUGCACAACCGGCAGCUGACUCCUUGUCAUGAGUCCCCAGUAUUAUUAUCAGUGGAUCCAGAAAGAAUGACCCCAUUAAUUCGUAGCCUCUCUGAAUCCCUUAGAUCUGUUGGGAUUCAACUGCAGGGACAAAUUAAAGCUGCCAGCCCACUUGAGCAACUGGAAGAGAUCUUAACUCCAGAUCGUAACACUCGAAAGUCAAAAACAUGGACCUGGGGGGAGAUUGCACAGGAGUUGAUUAAUUAUGGCCGGAAAUAUGGGCCAGCUAAUCCCACUCCUCAUCAAUCAGAAACUAAAGCAGUCUGA